Molecule: messenger RNA, 1716 nt
Organism: Aspergillus aculeatinus CBS 121060
Lineage: Eukaryota; Fungi; Ascomycota; Eurotiomycetes; Eurotiales; Aspergillaceae
Gene: argB
Product: ornithine carbamoyltransferase
Exons: 1
Coding region: 359-1447 (362 amino acids)
Biological process (GO): L-citrulline biosynthetic process
Cellular component (GO): mitochondrion
Molecular function (GO): ornithine carbamoyltransferase activity; amino acid binding
Source: RefSeq, a predicted model, not a curated record
UACGGGACUGAGUAUUCGCUUCUUCGAUACACCCGUACACUCGCUUGAAUCUCGGUAUGGCUGGGACUUCCUGGUGAACCUGGGCUGUCCGGAUAAAAAGCCCAGGAAAGUUUUUCUUAGCCGAUUGUCAUCACCAAUGGAUAUGAGUCAGGACAAUUGGCAAUUGUUAUCAGUUUGCCUCCCCCGGACUGCAAACGCUGCAAACGCUGCAAACAGACGAGUCACCGGGGUCGCUGCUCGCAUCACGUGACGCUAUGUACAUCACUUGAGUCAUACACCGCCAUCGACGAUCGAGUUAUAUAGCCGGUCUGGAUACUUGCUACAGCUCAAUUCCAACCCCGACACAGCUACCUCAAUCAUGCCCGGCGCUUUCCGAAUGACCGCUGCGCGGUGCAGCUCGGCCACCCGCCAGCUGCUGCAGCACCAAGCCUCGCAGACCCUGCCGCCGACCUCGCCCUUCGCGCCGCGCCAUCUGCUCUCGAUCGCGGACCUGACGCCGACCGAGUUCGCGACGCUGGUGCGCAACGCCUCGGCCCACAAGCGCGCCAUCAAGUCCGGCGCGAUCCCGCAGAACCUGCUGGGCGCGCUGACGGGCCAGACAGUGGCGAUGAUGUUCAGCAAGCGGAGCACGCGGACGCGGAUCUCGACCGAGGGCGCGGUGGUGCAGAUGGGCGGCCACCCGAUGUUUCUGGGCAAGGACGACAUCCAGCUCGGGGUCAACGAGUCGCUGUACGACACCGCGGUGGUGGUCUCGUCGAUGGUCUCGUGCAUCGUCGCGCGCGUGGGCCCGCACGCCGACGUCGCCGGCCUCGCCCAGCACUCCUCCGUCCCCGUCAUCAACGCCCUCUGCGACUCCUUCCACCCGCUGCAGGCCAUCGCCGACUUCCAGACCCUCCACGAGACCUUCACCCCGAAGGCGCACCACCUCUCCAGCCUCGGCCUCGAGGGGCUGAAGAUCGCCUGGAUCGGCGACGCCAACAACGUCCUCUUCGACAUGGCCAUCAGCGCCGCCAAGAUGGGCGUCGAAAUCGCCGUCGCCACCCCCAAGGGCUACGAGAUCCCCGCCCCGAUGCUGGAGCUCAUCCAGCAGGCCGGCCAGAACGUCCAGAACCCGGGCAAGCUCAUCCAGACGAAUAUCCCCGAGGAGGCGGUCAAGGGCGCCGACGUGCUGGUCACGGAUACCUGGGUCUCGAUGGGCCAGGAGGCCGAGGCCCGCAAGCGCCUCCAGGACUUCGCCGGCUUCCAGAUCACCCCCGAGCUGGCCAAGCGCGGCGGCGCCAACGAGGGCUGGAAGUUCAUGCACUGCCUGCCCCGUCACCCCGAGGAGGUCAGCGAUGAGGUCUUCUACAGCAAACGCUCCUUGGUCUUCCCCGAGGCCGAGAACCGUCUGUGGGCUGCCAUCUCCGCCUUGGAGGGGUUCGUCGUGAACAAGGGCAAGAUCGAGUAGAUGGGGAAAUUUGGGAUCGUGUACUUUUGAACGAAAAAAAGCUCCUGUUUCUGUUUUAAUGAGCGUGUAUAAGCACUUUAUCCGGUGGAGUAUGUUGAGGCGGGAGGGGGGGUGUCUAAGCACUAUUCCAAUGAAUUGCAUGGACCCGAAUUUGAGUCCUGAGGCUAUUUUGAUUUCAUUCAAGGCUCAUAUAAGUGUGCGGUAAUAGGAGGUUAGUGUCUAUCGUUUGGUAGAUAAGAGUAUUCAUGCAUCCGUCACUUGAGAGAGAU